Molecule: messenger RNA, 2636 nt
Organism: Jatropha curcas
Lineage: Eukaryota; Viridiplantae; Streptophyta; Magnoliopsida; Malpighiales; Euphorbiaceae
Product: Sec14p-like phosphatidylinositol transfer family protein
Source: RefSeq, a predicted model, not a curated record
AACAAAGUUUAAUCCACACAUGCAAAUUCCAAUUCAACCCAGAUUGUCUCUAUUUUUUCUUCUUCAAGAAAUCUUACUUUUCUCAUCAUAUGGGUUGCACUCAAUUUUACUUUUAAGAUACUAGAGAACUUCCUUAUAUUUGUUCAUAUCUAUGCAGGUGAUUUUCACUGAGCCAGAACUGAUUUCUAUGCUAUCCAUAUGCAAGGGAACAUUCCUGAAAGAGUGUUUUCUGAAGAUAUUGCUAAGAUUACUACAGAUGUUUAAAUCAAAGGAGACUUUUAGGGACAUAGUCAUAUCAAAAGGAAGUGAUCAAGAGUCCUCAACUUCGAGAACUAAGUCAAUCCAUCCACCAAUUGAAUCCCAUUGGCUUCUUCCAUCUAAAGAACAAGACAAGCCUUCUUCAUUAUCUAAUACAGGCAUUAAGUCAAUGUUAGCUGUUCCAAAUAAGAUUAGGGACUCAUUAAAGAGACGUGGGAAGAGCCAAAGCUUGCAGAUCGUCCUGGAAGGAGCUCAUGAACCCAAAGAUGAACAACUUGUUGAGUCUUUUCGUGAAUUAUUGUUUCUUGAAGGUCUUCUUUUAGGAAAUAAGCACAAUGAUUAUCACACUCUCUUAAGAUUUCUUCGAAUGAGGGAUUUUGAUCUUUCAAAAGCUAAAGACAUGUACGCAAAUUAUCUUAAGUGGCGCGAGGACUAUAGAGUUGAUGCAAUUCCGAAGGAAUUUAAGUUUGAGGAGCUUGCAGAGGUAAAGAGAUGCUAUCCUCAUGGAUAUCAUGGGGUUGAUAGAUCUGGGAGGCCUAUAUACAUUGAAAGGAUUGGGAUGGUAGACCUUAAUGCACUACUACAAGCAACCACCAUUGAAAAAUUUGUCAAGUAUCAUGUAUCAGAACAAGAAAAGACAUUGAAUUUAAGGUUCCCUGCGUGUUCAGUUGCAGCAAGGAGCCACAUUGCAUCCACCACAAGUAUUUUGGAUGUGAAGGGAGUGGGAAUGUCCAAUUUCUCAAAGCCUGCUAGGUGCAUCUUUAUGGAAAUUCAAAAGAUUGAUAGCAACUACUAUCCAGAGACUCUAAAUCAGCUCUUUAUAGUUAAUGCUGGAUCUGGGUUCAGGAUGCUGUGGAAAGCACUUAAGGCUUUUCUUGAUGCUCGUACAUUAGCGAAGAUUCAAGUUCUCGGAUACAACUACCAAAGCAACCUGCUUGAAGCUAUAGAUGCAAGCAAUUUGCCUAGUUUUCUUGGAGGAAAUUGUACUUGUGCUGAUUAUAGAGGUUGCCUAUUUAGUGACAAAGGACCCUGGAAUAAUCCAGAAAUCACAGAAUUGCUUCAGGCAGUUUCAGCAGUAGAAGAGGUUAACAAUAAUGGAGAAAACAGUAGCGUGACUGCAGACGAGACGCCGGUAAGCAAUAGGAUACUUGCAACCUCUACAAAAGAAGAAGUUUCAGAAAGUGAGGAAACCAAAUUCCUUCAGGCUCAGAAAAUCCGAGCUCUAGAAGAAGCACUUGUAAACACAAACUUUGUACAAAAAAUCAAAGCACUGGAAACAGCUCUUGAGGAAACCAAAAUGGCAUUGAGAGAACUAGCAAAGCACAUGGAGAAUUUAAGAACUUAACCCCAUCAGGCCAUGCCUAUCAAUCAAUUUAACCUCUAAUCUUUCAUUUCUUGAUAUAAUUUCUAGCAAUGCAAAGUGAUGGGAAAUGACUCACACGUGUCAUUAUUGUUUUGGUUAAAUAAACUAAUAUUUAAGCAUAUUUAAUAAUUUUUAAUUAAUUUUAUUUAUGUUGAUCAUUUGUAAAGCAUAUUUAAUAAUUAUGGAUUAGAGUUUCUAGCUAUAAGCAUUGAUGUUUAAGAUGAAAAUGAUGAGUGAAAAUAUGAUACUCCCCAUCAUUUGGGAGACAGUGCCUGUGCCUCCUCCCCCACUCUGGACACAAAAUGGCUUUUAGCGAAGAGCAAUUAUAUGAUGCUAGUUUGGCAAUGAACUGUAUUUUCACAAUCACCUUAAAAAUAGAUUGAUAAUUAAAUAUUUUUUCAAAAUUUAUAAAUAUAAAUGAACGAAAUCCUAUUAUUUAUAAUUAGAUUUAUUUCUUUAUUAAAAAAAAUUAGUUUUAUUUCUUGACAGAGUGGCAAGAUCAUUAGCACAGAAGACAGGUGGUUAAAGUUUCAUUACACUUGUAUUGUCUUUGUGAGCUUUAAUUCCUAGACAACUAGAAAUUUGUAAUUUUUGUUUUACUCUUUAAUUAAUUUUAGAGGUGGUUUUGAAUUAUUUUUAUUUAAUUAUUUCCUUUUUCUGUUUAUUUUUAUUUGUUGCUUUUAAUUUUACUGAGUAUAUAGUGUGUUAAGUUAAGAUAAAAGAUAAAAUUAAAAAAUAACUAAUAUUCAUUAAUUUUCUCCAAACAAGAAAACGCAGAAAUAAGCGUCAAUAAAAAACAAUGCAAAUCCCACCAUAAAUUUUCCAAUUCCCAACCAAACCCUUCUCUCCCUCUCUCUCUCUCCCUCUCUCUCUCGAUCUGUCCGCUUAUGGUGAUUUCAUAAAACGAAAACUCUUUUGAAAAACAGAUUCCACACACUGUCAUAUAUUUUCGGAUCGUCUUUUAAUCUGCUUUCAAAAAUACUUUUGUUUUUAUUUUUUGAAUUUCCAACAAAAA